Melospiza georgiana is the source of this 1685-nucleotide messenger RNA. It is a transcript of the gene PUS1, whose product is annotated as pseudouridine synthase 1. Gene Ontology annotation, biological process: mRNA pseudouridine synthesis; tRNA pseudouridine synthesis. The transcript has 6 exons. NCBI's taxonomy places the organism in Eukaryota, Metazoa, Chordata, Aves, Passeriformes, Passerellidae. The record is from RefSeq and is a predicted model, not a curated record. Gene Ontology annotation, cellular component: nucleus. The coding region runs from base 1 to 1305 and encodes 434 amino acids. Gene Ontology annotation, molecular function: RNA binding; pseudouridine synthase activity.
AUGCUGCGGUGGGGGCUCCGGGUCGUGAGCUGCGGCUUCUCCGCCCCGAGGAGCGCGGCGUGCGCCGGGCCGUGGCGGCGGCAGCGCAGCGUUCUUACGAUGGCUGAGGAUUUGAUAACAGCUGUUGCCAGCCAGACAAAGAGACUCAACAGCAGCAGCGAGGUGGUUCAAAGAGUGGAAGAAAAUGGGCAUCCGAGCAAAAAGUUGAAGAGUGAUGCGGAUGAGGAAGAUACAGAGGAUCAGAAUAAGAAGUUACCCAAAAGGAAGAUUGUGCUGUUGAUGGCAUAUUCAGGGAAAGGCUACCAUGGCAUGCAAAGAAACGUGGGAUCUUCACAGUUCAAGACAAUAGAAGAUGACCUGGUCUGUGCCCUUGUCCAGUCAGGAUGCAUCCCAGAGAACCACGGGGAGGACAUGAAGAAGAUGUCCUUCCAGCGCUGUGCUCGCACAGAUAAGGGUGUGUCUGCAGCUGGACAGAUUGUGUCACUGAAGGUCAGGCUAAUAGAUGACAUCUUAGAAAAGAUCAAUAAUCAUCUUCCUUCUCACAUCAGGAUUCUGGGCCUGAAGAGAGUCACUGGGGGAUUCAACUCCAAGAACAAAUGUGAUGCCAGAACCUACUCUUACAUGCUGCCCACGUUUGCCUUUGCCCAUAAGGACCAUGAAGUGCAGGAGGAGCUUUAUAGGCUGGACAGAGAGACCCUGGAAAGGGUCAACCAGCUGCUGGGCUGCUACAAAGGGACACACAACUUCCACAACUUCACAUCACAGAAGGGCCCCAGGGACCCCAGUGCCAAGAGGUACAUCAUGGAGAUGUACUGUGGAGAGCCCUUUGUCAGGGAAAACAUGGAGUUUGCAGUGAUCCAAGUGAAGGGUCAGAGUUUCAUGAUGCACCAGAUCAGGAAGAUGAUUGGGCUGGUGAUAGCAAUUGUGAAGGGUUAUGCUGCUGAGUCCAUCAUGGAGAGAAGCUGGGGAGAGGAGAAGGUUGAUGUCCCCAAAGCCCCAGGACUUGGGCUGGUUUUGGAGAAAGUACACUUUGAGAAAUACAACAGGCGUUUUGGGAAUGAUGGGCUGCAUGAGCCGCUGGAGUGGACAGAGGAGGAGGAGAAGAUUGCUGUUUUCAAGGAGCAGCACAUCUACCCUACCAUUAUCAACACAGAAAAGGAGGAGAAAUCCAUGGCAAACUGGCUAAAAACCCUCCCCAUUCACGACUUCAACUCCUCUGCUGUUGAGGUGCAAACUAACAACAAAAAUCCAAAGAAGAGCAGCGAUGCCGAAGGCAGCGAUGGUUGUGGUGAUGAUUCUGACUGAGCCAGCAGCACCUGGGACCCCUGCUGCUUGCAGUUCCCUUUGUCUACAAAAAAGUGGCCUUUCCAAAUCCAAGAAUCCAGUGAAACAGGAGCUGGUGCUUGCAGAACGAGAACUGGAUGCCCAGGAGAAACUGGCUGGGGAAGACAGUGCAGCAGAAAAACCAGAAGCUUUUUAUACCACUGACUGAUUCACCUGACUGAUAUACUUGAAAACAGUGUAGUGGGAAAUCAGCUUUCUAAAAAUAAUCUUGAAAUGCAGGAUAUCUUAAUUGCUAUUUGAAUAAUGUUUUUAUUAUGUUUACCUGGAAAAUAGUAUUUUAAAUAUGUAUAAUCUCUACGUAAAGAUGGGGCAAAUCAUUUUAAUAUACUCUUUUUUACUAU